Lithohypha guttulata is the source of this 1773-nucleotide messenger RNA. RefSeq lists its product as uncharacterized. Lineage: Eukaryota; Fungi; Ascomycota; Eurotiomycetes; Chaetothyriales; Trichomeriaceae. The coding region runs from base 1 to 1773 and encodes 590 amino acids. Gene Ontology annotation, biological process: L-valine biosynthetic process. Gene Ontology annotation, molecular function: thiamine pyrophosphate binding; magnesium ion binding; flavin adenine dinucleotide binding. The transcript is spliced from 2 exons. Gene Ontology annotation, cellular component: acetolactate synthase complex. The record is from RefSeq and is a predicted model, not a curated record.
AUGGGAUCGUAUGCACCAACUGUCAGCGACGACGCUCUGAGGCUCAAAAUGCCUGAGGCAAGAGAAUUCCUUGGUGGUGACCUCCUUGCACAGUCCAUAGCAGCUCUGGGCUGUGACGUGGCUUUCGGCCUGCAUGGAGGACAUCUUGAUGCUUUCCUGACCGGCUGUUCUGAUGCCAACAUUAGAUUGAUCGACACUCGCCAUGAAACCGUGGCAGUUCAGGCUGCGGAAGGUUACGCCAAAAUCUCAGGCAAGGUCGGCGUGUGCUUUGUGACCGCCAAUAGUGGAUCACCCAUCUUCUGUAUCACGUCGAGCCCACCACUGCGGGAUGCCGAAACGAACUGUUUGCAGGGCUUUCACGAUCAAGUUGUUUUGGCGAAGCCCAUCACAAAAUUCGCCCACAGAGUGACAAACGUCGAGGAGAUCCCUCGUAUAGUUUCGUACGCGUGGAGGACGGCUGUUGCAGGGGCCCCGGGUCCUGUUCUGAUUGACUUCCCUAUAGACAUUUUGUUCUCACCUCCACGACUUGAGAGCAUUGCGUGGGGAGCGAUCAAUCGUCCUCUACCCUAUGCUCCUGCACCUGCACCUGAGGCUGUGGAUGAAGCACUUCAACUUUGGACACAAGCGAAACGGCCAGUUCUUCUCACUGGAACAGGUGCUCGCGGGAAGGACUUUGCGAACCAGUUCCUAAAGCUGGCUGAAAUGACCAAUACACCAGUAUUUUACAGCUCGAAAUAUGGUAGUGUAAUACCAUAUGGCCACAAGUUACGUGGUGGACCUGCUAGUCGACUAGCUCUACUACCAAUGAUCAAAGAACAGUCCCCAGACCUGAUGAUUUUGCUGGGUGCAAGAACCGGCUUCUUGCUCGGUGGCCGAAGUGGUGCGAUCCUGCCAAAUUCAGGCUGCAAGUUCAUUCAGGUUGAUACCGAUGGUGGCGAAAUCGGCAAGAGUCAUGCGAUCGAUUGCGGCAUUGUGUCUAGUUCGCAGCAAUUUGUGCAUGCCAUGCUUUCUGCAAUCUCGCGUACUAACAACUUCGCAAGUUCUGAGGGAUGGAUCCAGACUGCAUCCUCUCUAAAAGACAUUCCAGGCGCGGCUGACAACGAACCUGAAGAACUGAAUUCAGGCCGACUACAUCCUGUUCAUGCAUACAGAGAGCUGUUCAAGUCAUUACCUGCGGGCGCUAUAGUGUGCAUUGACGGUGGCGAAGUCGGUCAAUGGUCGCUCGAGUUACUUGAACAUUCUCGUGCUAGCUUGGCCAUGGUUGCGACGGGUUACUUAGGGUUCUUAGGUAAUGGCUGGGGAUACGCUCUAGGCGCUGCUGUUGCAGAGCCUUCCAAACUGGUCUUGAACCUGCAUGGAGACGGAUCAGCCGGAUUCCAUCUGCAAGAGCUGGACACCUAUGCUCGAUUCAGUCUGAACAUCCUCACAGUCAUAGGGAACAACUACGCCUGGGGCAUGUCACAAGCAGGGCAGGAUCUUUUGUAUGGAGAGACUGUUUCAGCUCGACAAGCCUCCAAGCUCAGUCCACAUGCCGAGUACGAGACUGUUGCAGCCGGUUUGCAAUGUGCUUCAGCUCGAGUUGACAAGAUUGCUGACAUUCGAGGUGCCGUUGACAAUCUGCUCAAGGCUGGCAAGCCAGGCUUAUUGAAUCUCAUCGUCUCGGAUAAACCGAUACAUGCAGUGACCAAGUCAAUGCUGAACGUGGACGUUGGCAAGAACUGGAUCGUGGUGCCAUAUUACGAUAAUAUCCCGCGACCACAUUACGAAAUUUGA